CAUUUGAGUUCAGUGGUGUACGAGCAUUUGCUUACACUACACGCACUGAGUUUAAUUUUGAAGAACAGCAAAUUUCAUUUCAUUAUGGGUGUCGUCACGUUACUACUUACUGCGCUGAUAGCAGUGAUCGGGUAUCUGUUCAUACGACUGCAUCAACGCAUGCACUAUUGGCAGAGAAAGGGCAUUCCCUGCGAGGAACCCAGCCUUCUAAUGGGAAGCAUGAAGGGCGUGCAAACUGAGCGAGCGUUUAUAGAUAUUUGGACGCAUCAUUACAACAAGUUCAAAGGAACUGGACCUUUUGCGGGCUUUUACUGGUUCCAACGUCCAGCUGCAUUUGUAUUGGAACCUUUCCUAGUGAAGCACAUUCUGAUAAAGGACUUCAAUAAGUUUUCCGAUCGAGGAUUCUUUAGCAACCCCGAGGAUGACCCACUUUCUGGGCAGCUUUUUGUAUUGGAUGGACAUAAAUGGAGAUCUAUGAGGAAUAAGCUUUCAUCCACCUUUACGUCUGGCAAAAUGAAGUACAUGUUUCCCACGGUAGUGAAGAUAAGCCACGAGUUCAUCAAAGUCUUUGGAGAUAUGGCAGACAAGUCUUCGGUGAUUGAGGUGAGAGAGCUGCUGGCUCGGUUUACUACGGAUGUUAUCGGUAAUGUCGCCUUUGGCAUUGAGUGCAACAGUCUUAAGGAUCCUGAAGCGGAAUUCCGCGUUAUGGGUCGCAAAUCUCUAACUGAUAAACGCCAUGGUUUAGUGGGAAUCGCAGUACUGACUAGUUUUCCAAAGUUUGCAAAACGGUUACAUUUGAAAGGGACAGCGGAACACAUCGAAAAGUUCUUCAUGAAAAUCGUUAGAGAAACUGUUGACUUCAGAGAGAAAAACAAUAUUCGUCGCAACGAUUUCAUGGACCAACUGAUUGACUUAAAAAAUAAUCGAUUGCUAAAGACCGAAACAGGAGAGGACACGAGUCUGACAAUUGAGGAGAUAGCUGCUCAGACCUUCCUGUUCUUUGCUGCUGGAUUUGAAACUUCUUCAACGACAAUGGGCUUUGCCCUGUAUGAGCUGGCCCAGAAUGUGGAAAUACAGAACCGAUUGAGGCAGGAGUGCAAAGAGGUUCUAGCCAAGUAUAAUGGGGAUCUUACCUAUGAGUGUAUCAAAGAUAUGCAGUAUUUGAACCAAGUCAUAUCAGAGACCUUGCGACUAUACACGGUUCUUCCAAUUCUCAAUCGGGAGGCCCUAGAGGAUUUUGUGGUACCUGGAUAUCCGAAAUAUGUGAUCAAGCAGGGCACGAUGGUUAUUAUACCUGCCGGUCCUAUGCAUCGUGAUGAAAAGCUAUAUCCGGAACCGAAUCGCUUCAACCCAGAUAAUUUCGAGCCAGAAAAAGUGAAGAACCGUGACUCUGUGGAGUGGCUUCCCUUUGGAGAUGGACCACGAAAUUGCAUUGGAAAGCGAUUCGGAGAAAUGCAGGCUCGCAUUGGUCUCGCAAUGCUUAUUAAGGACUUUAAGUUUUCAGUGUGCGAUAAGACAGUGAUACCCAUUAAAUAUGACAAAACGAACUUCGUGGUAUCCAGCGAAGGCGGCAUUCACCUGAAGGUAGAGCGAGUCUAAAAAGUGUGUUCACAAAUGUAUUUAUAAUAGUAAAGAUUACUUAAAAGACUUUGGCAAUAAAUAAAAUGUAUAGGAAGCAAUGGACUAAAUGGAUAAGUGAAUGUCUUCAAACAAACAUAGAAACAAAAAUUUAAAUUCUUUUUAGUAAUUGAUCACUUAUUAUAGUCAUAAGUAUACCAAAACAUUGUUUAUUUUUAUUAGACCCAGUGUCACGUGUAACACUUAAAUAAAACAAUAAAAUUAUUGUACUAUAGAUAAUAAACUUA
Molecule: messenger RNA, 1865 nt
Organism: Drosophila mojavensis
Lineage: Eukaryota; Metazoa; Arthropoda; Insecta; Diptera; Drosophilidae
Product: probable cytochrome P450 6a21
Exons: 2
Coding region: 85-1599 (504 amino acids)
Molecular function (GO): monooxygenase activity; iron ion binding; oxidoreductase activity, acting on paired donors, with incorporation or reduction of molecular oxygen
Source: RefSeq, a predicted model, not a curated record